This is a messenger RNA of Scylla paramamosain (green mud crab), 10201 nucleotides long. RefSeq names its product eIF-2-alpha kinase GCN2-like. Gene Ontology annotation, molecular function: ATP binding; eukaryotic translation initiation factor 2alpha kinase activity; protein binding. The coding region runs from base 515 to 5485 and encodes 1656 amino acids. The record is from RefSeq and is a predicted model, not a curated record. Gene Ontology annotation, biological process: DNA damage checkpoint signaling; regulation of translational initiation by eIF2 alpha phosphorylation. The transcript has 23 exons. Gene Ontology annotation, cellular component: cytosol; cytoplasm; nucleus. NCBI's taxonomy places the organism in Eukaryota, Metazoa, Arthropoda, Malacostraca, Decapoda, Portunidae.
AUGGUUGUUUAGUGUUUGCUUCUUGUAUAAUGUUGGGUGAUUGAUUCGAUAAUACUAAAAUAACAUAUUUGUGUUUUCAUCUGAGGACUGUCAGGUUAAGUGAGGUUUAGAGUAUUUAAAUCUUUUAUUUCACUGCUGAUUUUUUUCACUGUGUAGACCACGAUUCGAAAUUACUUGGCUAAGAUUAUUUCCUUUAUCUUCAAAUGAUGUAUUGCCAUUUCAGCUUCGUACAUUAUUUCUGGAUUUGUUUUUCUCUUUCUGUAGUUAGUAUGGCUGUCAUAGGAUGUCGUCAUUGUUUGCCGUUGGCGUAUCGCACGUGUUGGCACUGGCAGUGAUCGUCGCCAGGGUAAACACUGCUGUUGAGAGGGGGGGAUUUGGCGUGUGUGGCUGUACACAUAUAUCGUGUAGGUGUUGCAUCAGGGAUGGUGCUAUGAAUUACUUUUCGGUGAAGGUGGAGUGCUCCAGAAAGCGUGGACAAGAUGAGGUCUUGUCAAGUUAGCUGAGUAGCAACAAGAUGGAAGACUCCAUGCUAGAAGUGGUGGAGGGUGAGGUGGAGAUCAUGAGAAGUGCAUAUUGUGAAGAAUUUACUGAUCUACGAGAACAAGAUGUAUGGAAAGUGGCCAGACCCCCAGAGGUGCGCAUCAGUUUGGGCCCACAUCACUCACAAGGGGGCACACUCCAUGCUCAUGUUAAGGUGGUCUUGAGGAUAAUCACCAGUGAAGGAUAUCCUAACAAAGCUGCAGCGGUCCAUAUUGAGUCAUUUAGUGGCCUUUCUGAUAAGGAGGGAGAAGAAUUAUACAAUCAGCUUCAAAAGAGGGCCUAUGAAUUUGCACAAAGUGGAAUGGUUGUUAUGUUGGAGCUUUGUCAACAUACUCAGAAUUACUUGAGCGAACAUGCAAGGCCUUAUACUGACAGCAUUUAUGAUGAGAUGGUGGCAGAACAGGAGUCUCGAAGGAGGGCUGAUCAGAAAGCUGAGGAGGAAAUUCAGAGGCAAAGAGAAUUACAAGAAGAGGCACAUCGUAGCACAAUGCAAGAGGAGGUUGCAAGGAAAAAGGAGGAAUUGAAAGAAGAAGAAAGGCAGAGGCGAGAGCGUAAAUUUCAACCUUCGUUUAUUGUUGAUAAAGGGAGUGACCGGCCUCACACUGGUGACUUCAGUGAACCUCCAUCAAGUAGGCGCAGAACAUUGUACUUCGAUGACAUCAUCAGGCAAGGAAUGAAGUGUCGUUCAGUGUCAGAAUGUAGUAGUGAAAGUGGCUCAGGAGAACAAGUGAUCCACUUUAAUGUCACAGGGAAACAGGAGCGUGUAGUGGUCCUUAUAGGCUGCCUAGGAACCCGUGUCACCCAGAGCUGCUGCAUCCUGGAGGCACAAGAGAAAGGCUCCCUAGAAAAAUGUGUUGUAUAUGAGUGGAAUUUCAAAGGAAAAAGAAGUGGAAGGAAAGGAAGUCGUGUUAAAUUUGCUCAGGAAAAUCAAUUUGAGGAGUUAUUAACAAAAUUAAGUGUUGUAGAAAAAGAAAUGACUUCCCUACUACGACUGUCACAUACCAACCUGAUCCAUUACUUGGGAAUCAGAGUUAAUAAUCGUCAUAAUGAAGGGAUACAGUUGUGCCUAUUACAGGAAUAUGUGCAUGGUCUUCCAGUUAAGUACUAUAUUGACUGCAAAAUACCCCUAAACAAUAUGCCCCUCAUUAGGCAUAUCACAGAAGGAACCUUACAGGCUUUGAAUUAUAUGCACCAAAAUAAUGUUGUACAUAGAGACCUCAGAGAUUCCUGCAUAUUUUUGGAUAUGAGGUGCCAGCAGGUCCGAGUAGCUGAUUAUGGAAUAGAGAAAAGAAUAACUGAAGUGGUGUCAGAGUUUUAUGAAGCAGAUGUGCCAUCAGCCUACCCACUCUCCCUGGGGCGUGGAGGAAAGAAGGGAGAUGUGUACCGGCUGGGUUUUAUUAUACUCUCUCUUCUGCUUGGAGAGAGGGUCAAACAGAUUGUGCCAAACAUACCACCCUCUGUGAAUGGUGAACUUAGAGACUUUCUUCAGCGAUGCCUUGAAGUUAAUGAGCAGGAAAGGUGGACUACAAAAAGCCUUCUUAAUCAUACCUUCAUUAGCAAUAUUGCAGAAGGCAAUGUGACUGAUAACAAGAAUGAUGUAAAUAAACUUUCUCCAGUCAUAACUGAAUCUCAAAAUAAAAAUGAAAAGGGGUCCUCAGAAGCAGGAAUUGAAUCCUCUUCUGAUGUCUUGCUGCAUCUUCCCUCCAACCUGCGAGGGCACUCCAGGCUAGACCAAGAGUAUGUCAUCCUGGAAUUACUGGGACAAGGAGGAUUUGGCCAUGUUUUUAAGGUUCAUAAUAAGGUUGAUGACAGAAUCUAUGCAUUGAAAAGAAUUCGUCUGGAUCAGCAAAGUGAAGUGGUGCGGAGAAAAAUCAUCCGUGAAGUUAAACUCUUGUCGUCACUCAAUCAUGAGAAUGUUGUUCGAUACUACACUUCUUGGAUUGAUGAAUUUGAGCAGGAGAUGAAAGAAGUUCAAGACGAUAUAACAGAUUCAUCCACAUCAGUUGAUAUCAAUGUUACAACACCAUCAUCCAUCCAGUCCAACUUUGAUUUUUCCAAGGAUUCAGGGAGCACUCCUCCAGCAAUAGCAGAAAAGUCAGACUGCAGCAGCAUUGUAUUUUGUGAUCAUCAGCCUGAAAAUUCUUCUACUGACUUUGAUGAAGAGAGUGAUGAAGAUGAAGAUGACUGGCUGAUGGAAAGUUUGAGGCCAACAUUUGAGGAGGCUGGAGACUCUAGUCACAUAGAAUUCCAGUCAUCCAAGGAGGAGCAGGCCCAGUCAGGACCAAAGCAUGACUCUGUGGAUGGCAGUCUGUCAACUCCAGCUCUAGCAAGAGUGAAGAAGCUGAAGUUUCUCUACAUUCAGAUGCAGCUUUGUGAAAAGAGCACGUUGAGACAAGCUAUCGACAAUGGUCUGUACCUUGAUAUUGAUCGCAUGUGGAGGCUCUUCAGGGAGAUGGUGAAUGGCCUUGACUACAUACAUUCUCAAGGCCUGAUUCAUCGGGAUCUGAAGCCUGGCAAUGUUUUCCUUGAUUCCACUGAUCAUGUAAAGAUUGGAGAUUUUGGACUUGCAACUGCAGCAAUUAAAGCAAAAACAACUGUUGGUAUGAUAUCUAAAUCUGAUGUAGAAGAAAGCAAAGAUACUUUUUUAACUGGCCAAGUGGGUACUACUUUAUACAUUGCACCGGAAAUCACUAAAGUAACUGGGAAAGUAACUUACACUAACAAGGUUGAUAUAUACAGCCUUGGCAUAAUUUUCUUUGAAAUGGUAUAUCCUCCUCUAACAACAGGUAUGGAGAGAGUCAAAGUUCUCUCAGACCUAAGAUCACCAGACAUCAUUCUGCCUGAAGACUUCCCUAAGAGGAAAUCCUCAUCACAAAGUGACUUGAUACAUUUACUGCUCCAACAAGAUCCUCAGGCAAGACCUUCUACAACAGAAAUUUUGAAGUCACCACUUUUGCCUCCUCCAACUGCUGAAGAACAGAAGUUUGUAGCAACUUUGGAAGCCAGAUUACAAAAUGUUAGAUCUUCUGACUACCAGAAAAUUCUUAAUCUUGUAUUUAAACCCUCAGCUCAGCCAGAAUUAGAAGCAACAUAUGAAGUAAGACAUGAAUGUUCUUCAGAUCACUGGCACUACUGGAAGGGUGACUACUUACAAUCACUGAUAGCUGCAAUAUUUAAGGCUCAUGGAGCAGUAUGGGUUCCAAACUCUUUUUAUAUUCCCAAAGGAUCAUUUUAUACAGACAAAGAUAAUCUACUUACACUCAUGACAAACAAAGGGGAGUUGAUAUCAGCCCAGUAUGAGUUAAGGUAUCCUUUUGCUCGCUUUGUUGCAAGAAAUGAAAUAAUGUCUCUCAGGAGAUAUUGUAUUGACCGAGUGCAGCGAGCAUUCAAGGUAUCAGGAAUCCAUCCAAGAGAAUCCUUUGAAUGUUCUUUUGAUGUUGUUUCUUCAAAGAGGGAACUACCAGAGUCUUCAGCAAGGGUACUUCUUGUUGCUCAAGAUGUCAUACAAGAAGUUUUACAGAGGAGAAGUCAUGAAGUAUAUAUUCGUCUUGGCCACAUGGACUUAGUUCGUAUCAUACUAACUUACUGUGGAAUAAAUGAACAGUUACAUCCUCAAGUUUUAUCACUUCUAAAGGAAUGGAACACAGCCAGAAUGAUGCUGGACACUCUCAUAGAGUACAUGUGUGCUCUUGGUGUGUCCAAGUCCUCAACUGAAACACUGAAGGGAUUUCUCUACAUGGAUGGUCCCUUGGAAGAUGUUGUGACCAACCUUCAGAACAAAGGUCUCAGCUCACGCCGCAGGACCAUGGCAGGAACUCUCAGGAGCGUUUUGGCUCAUCUCAUGGAAAUCAGAGAAACAUCUGUAAUUAUGGGAGUCAAGUUUGAGAUCCGCCUUCGUCCACUCAUGGUGGCAGAUGCCAGUCUGUAUUGUGGAGUAAUGUGGCAGUUUUUGAUGGAUGUCAACAGGAAAAGGAAAGUAACCCAAGAUCUCCUUGCUCAGGGAGGUUCAUAUGAACAUUUGAUCCACCAGCACAGGAGCAAAUUAGUGUUUGCAAAGAAGACUGGAGAACUGCCAGCUGCUGUAGGAGUGAGCUUGUUCCUGGAGAAGUUUGUGGGCUGUGUGGAGGAUGUGAAGGACUUGGUGGCUGCUGGACGUGUAGAAGUUUCCCAGAUAGUGGCUGGUCUAGGUUGUGGGUCUUGUGUGCUGGCUGUUUUGGUGUGUGCCAUAGGACAGAAGCAGUUAAAAGACCGCAUCAAUCUGUUCAAUAAAUUUAGAGCAGCUAAAAUUAAUGUAGACCACUGUCAUUGUGUGACACAAAAAGAAGCAGAGUCAGUGAUGGAAGAUUUAUGUGUGCCUAAUGUUGUGAUGCUGACCAGCUCAGAUAAGGCUGAUGUUAGGAUCUGCAAUGACCCCACAAGUCGCACUUUGGAGAGGAAGAUACCUAUUGAGAAAGUUGUUGAAUUUGUACUUAAAUAUUUGGGAGGAAAUGAAGUAACACUUCCCAGUAAUUAUUCCAGAACUGAUUCCAAGUCUUCAGGUGUCAGUAAUACAGAAGAGUAUCCACCUCUAGUCAUACAUUACAUCACUAAGAAGCAAUGCAAAGUUAAGGAUGCACCAAAACUAGAUUCACAGAUUUCUCGUGAUGUGACAGCUGCACUGAGUCGGUGGCAGAGUGUGAGUACCAACACAAGUGUGGAGGUGUGGGCAGUAGAAUUGGACAAGAAGACUUUGCUGGCCCUUGGAGCACUAGACACAGACUCCAGUGUGAAGAGUUUCAUUGAAAGUGUUACAGACAUCAAAAACAUGUUUCCAGAACAAAAGGAUUACUUGGAGGAGAUCUGCAAGCUAAUUCAGCGAAGAAUCUUCAGUAAAAAGAAGGUAGAAAAAUGUGUUCCACUCAUUCUUUAUGGGAUUUCAUCUAAUACGUGCAAGAGAAUAAUUUAAGGAAUAAUAAUGUAAGUAAUGUGUUAACAUCGCAAAUAACUGUGAUUGAAGAUAGCUAAAUUUAUAUAUUUUGUACUCCAAAGUAAGUUAAGUAUGUUUUUUUUUUUUUAGACAGAUGGCUGGAGUAUUCAACAGACAAAUUGCAUGUAUAAAAAGUUCAUGUGUCAUAAUUACAUUAGUUACUAAUUAGCAGGGGACAGACUGACUUACAUUACCAUAAAACAUGACUUUUAAAAUAAUGAUGUGAUGAUCUAAUGAUGCUUCUGUCAUACUUGUAACUCUGGUAUUUAUGAAGAGAGUUAGAUGUAAGACAAUUUUCCUAAAUAAAUUAUAUAUAUAUAUAUAUAUAUAUAUAUAUAUAUAUAUAUAUAUAUAUAUAUAUAUAUAUAUAUAUAUAUAUAUAUAUAUAUAUAUAUAUAUAUAUAUAUAUAUAUAUAUAUAUAUCAACUAACUGGAGGUGAUAAAAUUAACUUCAAUGAAGAGAUGCCCAAUAAAUGUAGAUUCUGUAAUGGUACAAUAUAAAAGUACUUCUUAAAAAAUGCAAGUCAGAAUACUCCCUUACUUUGUUAUGAAAUCCUCUCCUCAAGUUGAAAAACAAUUUUAGACUAUUCCAUUAAAGGUGAUGUAGUAAAGAAAAUAGUAAAGAGAUCUACUGCCUUCUGAUUGUACUCUGGAAGUGUUGUGCUCUGUGUUGAGUGCCCCUUUGUAUGCAAUGCAUGAUCCUCAUUGUUCAUAACUUUUGACAGUACUCUUCUAGGAAUAGGACCUUGCCAUUGAUGCAAGGCACUUUACAUUACAGUGAUGGAUUAAGUUUCUAUUUAGAAGUAGAAUAUGGGAGGGGAAGAAGUGAUAUAAUAUUAAAUACUGAACUUUGCUGGUACUGAUUUUGCCAGUGUUCUGCAUAUGAAAUUUCCCAUUUCAACUUACUGGAGAAUAUGUGAGAACAUUUAUUAGAUACUUGUUCAUCUAUAAUGAGGUUAUAUCUGUAUACUUCCACUUGUAAACUAUGUGUGAGAGAGCAGGCUAGAAAUAGAACAUGGCUCUGUUUCUCUGGCAAUAUGCUUGGAAGAAAAAAAAGAACACCAUGUACAGUUGGCCCCACAAAAGAUGACAAAACUCUGAGUUGGUGUCAGUGCCCAACCACAAUUCAACUGGUUUGAUCUCAUUGCAUGGGAGAAUGGAACACCAAUAUUAUCUGACCUGGCAGUUCAAGACAGACAGUGGCCUUGGGUACACUCACACAAUAACAGUUUUAGUAUAGAUUUGAUACUUGAAUGAUAAUGAGAUGUCUUUCUUGUGUGCUUUCUUGAGUUGACUUAUGCAAGUUACUUUUACAUAUCUUUCCAUAUCACCCACCAAUAGCUACUAAACUGCCUAUUACUGUGCUGAUGAGUAAAAACAUCUAAGAAACAAGUAAAAUUACUGGAGUCAGAGAGUGAACUAUGUACUGAUGGGUCAAGAGUUUCAGAGAGAGAUGGCCACAUCAUCUAUUACAUAUAAAGCAAGGCCUGGGUUAGGAAAGAAAGUUGCUUAGCAAACUUCAAACAUUAUGAAAAGAUAAUUAGAGUGUAAUCCUUGCCUAACAGGAAGGGAACUGAAAGAAAAGAACCCUUGUGUUCUUGGUAGUGAUCUCUGAAAUUUUUAUGAUGUAAUGAUCUCAUUGACAUCUCUGAACCUCUUGACCCACCAGUACAUAUUUCUUUUUUUAAACUUCAGUAAUACUGAUUGUUUCUUAGAUGUUUUUAUUUAUUGGCACAUGACAACAACAUAUGUUAUUUCGUCACCAGUAAUAGGUAGUUUAGUUGCCAUUAGUGGGUGAUAUGGAAAGAUAUGUAAAGGUGCAAUUCCACCAAGGCAACACAGGCAACAUGUGGCAUGUGACUUGACUAGCUUUCAACAAGUAUGUUGAAUGUGGCUUUCAACCAGGAUACAUGUUGCCUGCAAAAAGACAACAUUGUUAUUGCUUGUAGCAUGCUACAUUCUGUGUUGAAUAUUGAGUGCCACAAAACUUUUUCCACCAAUUCACGAAAAACUAAGCCAGUUGUCAACAUGAUAUCUCAGCAGAUGGUCACUGAUGAUAGAAGAGAGAGCAUUUUUUGGGCAGUAACAUUGAUUUGAAUUAUUUUAUUGAAAAAAUACUGUCUAAUGACUAAUCACCCUUCAAGAAUAUUUCAAGGAUAAGUGUGGAAGGUUUCAUUUAUCCUCUCGGCAAAGUGAAUCCCAGGAUUAGGAAGAGUGACACAAAUUAUCGGGAUUUCUUUUGGGUUAGGCUUUUGUACUCCCAGUGAAAAGCAAUAUGCAAAUUCUUGAUCUUCUUUACCAUUGCCAUGUCACAGUUAAAUUUCUCAGUUAAUCCUUGCAGUCCAUUUAGUUUUAGCAUGGUUAUUCUUGUCAUGUCAAGUGUAUAUCCCAUAGAACCACAAGUUUCCUAUAUUCUUCUAUAAAUUCUAUGCUUUUUCUUGAAAACCAGUUCAUCUUGUUGCCUUUAAGAUCAAAUCCUUCCUGCAACUGGUGGGAAGGUGUUCAACACUAGGCAAGAGGUUAAAUUUUGUCACAUGCAUCAGGUUAUAUGGUAACAUGUUGCCACCUGUCGCAUGCAACAUGGUCACAUGCUACAUGUUGCUUUCUGUUGAACUAGAUGAAGCACACUUGGGUUAUGCAACAAUGUAGCUUGCUACAUGUUGCUAAAAUGUUGCCUUGGUGGAAUCCUGCCUUAACAGUAACUUGUGGAAGGCAACUUGGGAAAGCACAGAGGAAAAACAUAUCACUCAGCUAUCAAAUCUAUAUUAAAACCGUUAAUAUGUGAGUGUACCCAAGGCUGCUGUCUGUCUUAAGUUGCCAGGUCAGAUAAUAUCGGUGCUCCAACCUGUCAUGCAAUGGAAUCAUACUAAUUGAAUGGUGCACAGAUGCUGACACCAACUCAGAAUUUUGUCAUCUUUUCUUGGUGCUAAUUGUACCUUGCAGAAAGCAUGCAAAAUGUCAUGGAGGAUGCCCCAGAAACAUUUAGGAUAGAGAAGGGGUCUUUUCAGUGUUUUACAUAGAGGGAAUAGUUGUCUAGAAGCCUGCAUUUAACUACCACAUGAAAGAUUACAAACCACAAAGUUCCAUAAAGUUUCUGGUGCCUAGUUGAGAAACAUCAGAAAAUAAAAAAUUAAUUAUCUUGUAGUAUCCAAUGAGGACAUAUGGUGAGACUCAUAUGGUGAGACUCAUCUUUCAGAUUAUACAGAGAAAUGUAAGGAAGUCACCAGCACGUGAAUGGAAGGAAUGGAAUGUCUAAAUGUGAUCAUCAGUGAAUAACUGAGAUCUCAUGGAAUUCUGUGGUAAAGGGGAACCCUGUUAAACCAUAUUGUUGGUAGGUUCAGAAAAGCCUGCAGUCCUAAAAUGGUCAUACAGAAAAUUUGACAGAGAUAAAUAAGGAAGCAUAGAGUCUACAAGUGGGCAGCUGAAAAGUUAUAAUAUUUAUACCUGAUUGCUUUGAAAGCUCUCCCAUUGCCUGAGUGAAUAGCAAAGAGUAUAUUAAAACCCCUGAGUUGAAAUUACACUUUCAGCUUAUAAGUCAAGAGUGCCAGUUGGUCAGCCUUUACAAAGUCCACACUGGUGCCUUGACAAGAUGUAGUAUAUGCAUAUAUUUUACAGGUAUAGCAUAAAAAGAUGUUUGUACUUGUUGGGUAUGGUUUUAGUGACUAAAAUAUCAGUUUCAUUUCAUUAGAAUUCACUUAUGUUAGUGACAGUUUUUAUUUUCAGUAUUAUGUGAUAUUAAUAUAAAAUUUAUUAAUAAUUUAAGACUUAUUUUUAAGAUUUUUAGGUGAUGUCCUGUAGUAUUAAGACUUUUUCACUUACAAAGAAAUUUGGGCAUUGAAUUAUAAUAAUCAUAAGCAUCUCUUUUCAUCUAAGUUUGCCUUAAAACUAAAAACAAUAAUCACUUGCAUAUAUUUUUUCUCAUGUUUGUCGCAAAACAUUAAGUGAAUUAAUUUCAAGUAAUUGAAAUACCUCCAGUAGAGUUGAAUACUUGUGUUGCCAGAAUGAUCAGUUACUGUGCUGUCUGGGGAAUUUUUAUUCUGUAGGACACCAAGUGACAGAAGAUAUAUUCUUUCGUAACUUGCAUUUGAUAAAGUUUACAAGAAAAGUCUUAAAUAUAAAAAAAGUCAAGUUUGUGAGCCUUGAGAUUAAAAUGUCACUUACAGUCAGUUUAUUCUUUUCAAUGGUUUGCACUUGGCUCCUGUUAUUAGAAAUAUCAGAAAAUGUGUAAAGAAUUUUCUUCAAGACUUAAUGAAAAUUUGUAAUUUGAAUUUCUGCAAAGAUGUUAUCAUUGAGCUGUCUAAUAGGCAUGCUGCAGUCAGGAUUACAAAUGAGGAACAUAAAAAAAGAGACUCAGAUACAUCAAUGAUGUAUUGUAAAAUGACCUGACCUGGUUUGGUUAUGUGGAGAGGAUGUAGAAAAAAUAACUGGGUAUAAAGGCUAAGAAGUAUGAAUAUUGAUGGUAGAGCUGUAUAGGUCAGGUUAAAAGGAACAUGGAACAGUAGAUUUUUUUUUUUUGUUGAGGCAGAGAGGCUGCCAAAGACUGUGUUGCAAUUAGAACUGCUAGUAUAAGUAAAUAAGACCACCACAUGCAAAGUAUUUAUAGAGCCUUGAGAGAGAGAGAGAGAGAGAGAGAGAGAGAGAGAGAGAGAGAGAGAGAGAGAGAGAGAGAGAGAGAGAGAGAGAGAGAGAGAGAGA